Messenger RNA from Theileria orientalis strain Shintoku, 7962 nucleotides. RefSeq names its product serine/threonine kinase. Gene Ontology annotation, biological process: protein phosphorylation. NCBI's taxonomy places the organism in Eukaryota, Apicomplexa, Aconoidasida, Piroplasmida, Theileriidae. The record is from RefSeq and is a predicted model, not a curated record. The coding region runs from base 1 to 7962 and encodes 2653 amino acids. Gene Ontology annotation, molecular function: protein kinase activity; ATP binding. The transcript has 13 exons.
AUGCCAAGAUGUGGUGCCACGAGUACAGCGAAAACCCUAAAUCCUCUAGAUAGUAGCCACGACGAGUUCGAAGUUUCUCUUAAAAUAGAGAGAAAUGAGAAUUAUCUGAAGAUUGACAAGGGAAGAAUGGAGUUGAUAAAGGGAAAGGAGAUAUUAAAUAGAUUUAGUGCGUUGCACAAAGGAGGAAUAAGAAUUCUGGGAAGAGUGACAGGAGAUCAAUCAGCAGGAGGAGGAGAAGGAGAACAGCAAGAAGCGUUGCAAGCAGAAGAGCAGCAGCUGGGACAAACAGUGUUAGGAGUGGGAGGAAAGACGACGGGCCAGGAGAGCGGAGCGACGCAAGGAGAGAAGACGAGUGUGAUAGUGGGAGACGGAGGAGAGCAGAAGGAGGAAAACAUAGACGACGAGUUGCUGUGGAGUAACCAGUACAGUUACGACGAGUUCAUAGACUCGCUGAGCUGGCAGUACGAAGAAAGAGGCACGAAGGAGGAGGAAAAGAGGCACUGGAGUUACCCGCGGCGCUGGAGCGUUAAGCUGUUCAACCUGAAGGUGACGAACCUGACGAACGACACGAUCAGCUGCUUCGCAGAGUUCGACUUCGGAGGAAGCAGAAACGAGUGCAGAGUGCAAAUAGGAAGCAACAACUACAUACUUAACAGAGGCUGGAGUAAAAACUACAUAAGAACGCCGGUGCUGAAGAACGUGGAGAAGGACAACGUGAGAAGCUUCAACUGCGCGCACUCGUUCGAGUACAGAGGAAGUUAUUUAGACUUGGAAAACGAAAAGCUGAGGAUCAAGGUGUGGAAGUGCCAGACGUACACGAUUAACACGCUGGAGAGCAUCUACGAGGAGUACCUGCUCAAGUUCGCGGAGGGAGACGAGCACGUGGAAAUCAUGAUGUUCAAGUACCUGGAGGGGCAGAAGAAGUACACGUGCAAGCUCUCCUUUAACCUGUUCUUCCAGGAACUAUACGACUUUGAACUUAACCUGAUCAACUUCAGAAUACAAAACUCGAUAUCGUCAUACUACCUCUUCAACUACUACCAGUUCUACCUGCAAAAGAGAAUGAACAGGGAGCUGGAGAAAGAGGAAGGGAAGGCGAAAGGGAAGGAAGUGGCGAAGCGCGAUAACUUUAACCUGUUGAGUAAGAUGAAGUAUAGACUGUUCAAGGUAAAAAUGGAGAGAAAAAUGAGUAAAAUAAAUGCAAACGCUAAAAAGGGAAAACCUAACAGCAACGAAAAUGAGACCACUAACACAAGCAGCGAUGUAAACAGUAAUGUGAGUACAAACGGUAACGUGAGAGGGGGACCCAGUACAAACGUGAAAGGAGGAGCUAGUACGAAUUCCAAUGCAAAUGAUAAUGGUAGUGCAAACGCUAACGCUGAUUCUAAAGGCAACGCCAGUACAAAUGCAAACGCUAAAGGAAACAAGAAUUCAAAAGCUAAUAGUAAGGAGACAAAAAAGAAGAAGAAAAAAAAGAAGAAAAAGAAAAGGAAGUCGCAAGUAGGAGUAGGAUACGUUACAAGCGAAGACAAGGAUGAAAGUAGAGACACGACGCUGGCGUUCAUAAGUAAAAACAAGGAGUACAUAGGGAUACUGCGGGAGUACACGACGCUGUUCGUGCAGCUGGGAACGUACUACCCGUUCGAGUGUAAGCUGCCGCCGUCACCAAGGCUGGUGAUCAGGCUGAAGACGAACAACAGCCUCUAUCGCAAAAAUUUGGAAAUCACGUCGCACUCAGUGAGAAACGCGUUCGGAUGCGAGUGGGAUAACCUGGGAGGGAUACUGUUUAGAGGAACGCUGUCAGAGUUGGCAAACUCGCAUCUAGAAAUAAGGCUGCUGGACUGGAGUGCGCCGAAGGCAGCAAACUGCAUAGGAGUGACGAAGAUACCGAUGAAGUCAAUAGUGGAUUACCCGUACGUUAACAGCACGUUUCACGCGCCAGAGUGGCUGAGACUGAAGAGCCAGUACGAAGGAUGGGCGAGUCACCUGGCAGACCUGCAGCUGGGCUCAGUCUCAGGAAAACUGGUGGUAAACAGGAAACCGCGCUACAGACAGCUGAGAGGAUUCAACGCAGUGACGUCAUCGCAGCAGAUGCUGAUCGUGCAGGUGAACAACAUAGACCAGCUGCUGGCAAUAACGCAGGAAGCAGUGGACUCGUACGUGGAGGUGACCUUCAACAACGUGACGGUGAGGACGAACCUGUGCAAGGACAUGUUGGGGCCAAUAUACAACGAGGAGCUGUACAUACCGAUACAAACAGAUGAGAACGCGGGCGCGACGGGAGUGAGCUACCAGGAGCUGGUGGAAAUGGGCCUGAUAAGAGUGACGGUUUGGGGCUACAUAAUGGAGAAGCUCAACUACUUCGGAAGCUGCGGAAUAGGAGUGAGAGAAGUGCUCUUCAACAAGAACGCGCCGAGGCAGCUGAGCAAGAAGACGCACAACAUCAUGGACACGUUCAAGUACGAGACGACGUACGAAACGAGAGUGUACACAGGAACGAGGAAGCUGUACCACUACCAGUACAACCAGCAGGACAGCAUCUCGAACAUCAACAUGUCAGUGUGGUUCUACCCAUCAAUACAGCUGGACAGCAGCGCACUGAGCAGAGGAAGUAAGGCGGAUGGGCCGGGGCUGCAGGACCUGCAGACGGACGAGGAAAGAAUCAACAAGCUCUUCGAGAUAUGGAGGAGCAUCUGCAGCAUGACGAACAACGAGCACUUCGCAGACUACUGCUACCUCUACAACCAGUUCGGAGACAAGAUGUUCCCGAGUAGUUUCGUGCAGACAAUACACCCGCCGCCGCAAAUAGAGAGCAUGAAGCACAUGUUCCACUACGUCUCGUGCAUAACAUUCACGAACAAGAGUCUGCACAACGCGUUCACAGUGGACUUCCUGCUGAAGCUGAAGGCAGGAAACGUGCUGGACCACUGCAUGCUGCUGUGCAGCUUCCUGUUAAACAGCUACAGCAACACGUACAUAGCAAUAGGACAGCAGAAGGAUAAGAAGUACAACGCGUUCGUAAUACAGUACUACGCGUCAGACGUGUCAGGAGGCGGGAAGAAGGUGGAGACGAGAGAAGAGUGGGCGAAGAGAGAGAACAAGAAGCUUAAUUUCAUGGGCAUCAACAUGCUGUUUAAUAACAAAAACGUAUGGCUGAACGUGCAGGACCAGAGAGCAGUGCCGCUGCUGGACUACGACGUCAACAACAUCAACAACUGGUACCCCUUCAUCCCAUAUAACCCGGUGAGGAGCACGCCGAUGUACUACUACACGAGGACGAUGAACGUGAUCAACAAUCUGCUGACGGGAGGGACGGGAGUGAGUGCGCCGAACAAGCACAAGGAGCUGACUGAGAAGAAGUACUACAUAGACUGGAACAGACUUAACGACUACAAAGUCAACAAGAUGGAGCAGAGCGUGCUGGAGGAGCUGAACAGAAGCAUCGUGAUCUACAGAAGCUCGCAGAACCUGUCGACGAACUACAACAGGUGCGACCGCCUGCAAAAGUACCUGAAAAAGUACCUGCUGAUGACGCACGAGGAAAACAUAAGCAACGAGGAUAACAUUCAGAUCAUCAGAAGCCAGAUCAAGGAGUGGAAGGAGGAGCUGGAGCGAAGAAUCCCGAGCAGCUACCAGGCGCUGAUAAGAACGCUGCACUUCAACACGGUCGACAGCGGAAUCAUCUUCGACGUGGCGAAGCACAAGUUGAACUUUCUGGACUCGAGAGAGAGCACGAGCAUCUUCGUGACAACACUAAAAAUAUUUCAGCUCUCAGGAGGGCUCUACAGCACGUACCUGCUGGUGAUGUACUCGUCAAAAAUACACGAAAAACUGAGAAAGGAGAUUUUGCUUCACAGAUACCUGGUAAACAGGAAAAACAUGAUGAGAAAGACAGUGAAGAACGUGAAAAACGCAAUGAGCGAGGAGGAGGGAGAAGAGGCAAUGGAAAUAGAGCAACUGAUAAUAGAAGGAAUGGGAGAAGAGGGAGACACGGGGGAGCUGAUGGACAGCGGAAGUGGCCUCGGAACUGGACUGGGAAGCGGCAGCGGAUCCAGCAGGUUUGGAUCGGCAAGCACAAACAGGUUCGGAGACAGCGCGCUCGGCAGCAGCUCAAGUAAUUUCGGAACAAGCCUGAAAAACCUCAACUCGCUGAGCAACCAGGGCACCACUGACCUCUCGAGCGUGAGCAGCAGCGACCUGUGCACCGAGAGCAGCUACGCCAGCGAGGGAGAGGAGGCGCGAGGAGUGACGCUGGGCAGCGGCGACUUCGACCGCGAGAAGCUGCUCAACAUGCCCUCCUACGACUUCGGCAGGGCGAGCACGGUGACCUUCAGCAGCAAGCAGGGGUCGAGUCUGGACAGAGGCACGACCUUCAGCCUGCGCAGCAGCACGGUCAACUUCGAGGCCACGAAGAGCACGUUCAGCCUCAGCAAGGACAGCCUGGGCAGCGUGGGCUUCGACCAGGCGACGCGGAGGCUGAGCACGAGCAUAAUCAAGAGCAUGAGCUCGAACGGGACCGACCGCGCGAAGGAGAAGCUGGGAAGUUCCAGCGCGUUUAGCGACGGAAGUAAACUGGUGAGUUCCGGCGCUUUUAGCAGCAGCAUUGGAACGGGAGGAUCGGGCUCAUUUAGCUCCAGUAACCUGGGGGACUCCAACAGGUUCAGCAGCAGCAUUAGAACGGGAGGCUCGGGCUCACUCAAGUCGAGUAAACUGGGAGAGUCAGUGAGAUUUGACACGAGAACGAGUGAGCUAGGAGGGUCGAACGAGUAUGGCACGACCAAGUUCUCAGACUCGAAAAGAUUUGCGAGUGGAAGCGUCAGUAGCAUCGGCGGCGUCAGUUUGGGAUCAAGCGGAAAGUUUGACUCGACCUUGGACGUGGACACGAAGUUGGCCAACUUGACAAAUAAGGCGAACAGCACGAAGUUGAACACGGAGAGCGGAAGCACCAGUAGCAGUUCGUCGAGCAAUGACACGAGUGAAGAGUCGCAGAAGGUGAAGGUUAACAAGAAGUUGCUGCUGGACAGUAAAAUCGUUAAAAAUAAGAAGGUGGACGGGGGAAGGGAUAGGAGCGCGAUGGUGAGGGCGAGUAAGCUGUUGGCAAACAGACUCCUUAAAAACACGUCACUGUCAAGUAACACGGCGAUAUCGAGAGGCGCGAGUCGAGCACCAAGUAGUAUAUCAGACACGUAUCUAAAGCCAGCAUCGCAGCCAACAGUGAGUAAGCAGCUCACGUUCAGUUCGUCAGAAGCAAGUCUUGGGAACGCCGUGAAUGAGAUGAGUGGUGUUAAGGGGAGCAUGUCUGAUUCUUCACUAAGAUCAAGCGAUGGAACGAAUGUGGACUCGAAAGGAACAAGUUCGUCAAGAGAGAGUUACGGAAAUGGAAGCAACGUGGUGUCAAACAUGAUGAGUAGAAACACAGGCCUCGGCUCACUGAGAGAGAACAGUUAUUCAAGCGGCUCAAUAGACACAAACACGAGUAGUGGAACGACGGUCAGCGUCGAUGAGGCCAGUGGUAACGCAAGUAGCCUAGCGAGCAACAGCGUCAGCGGCACCAGUACCCUGACAGACGGGAAGCAAGGAGGCGACGUUGGUAGUAGCACUAACGGUAGUGGCAUUGGUAACAGCAUUAACAGUGGUAACAGUAGCAGUAGCGGCAAUGGCAUUGGUAGCAGUAGCAAUAGCAGUGGAAGUGCAUACGAGAACGCGUUGAGAGCAAAUAGGUAUCUGAACACAGGGUCGAUGAGCAACGCGAGUAAAGGAUACGAGUCAAACAGGUUCUCGAGUAGAAGCAUGAGGUCGGGAACGAACAAGAGUGUGCAAAGCGGCACGUACACGACGUCAAGCAGCAGCAGUAACCUGGGAAGCGGAUCCAUCCGGACUAGUCUGCCGAACAGUUCAGUAAAAACGAGCAGUAGUAACCUGGGAAGCGGAUCCGUCCAGAAUAGUCUACCGAGAAGUUCACUGGCAAGCAGCAGUAACCUCCAGACGAGUUCACUGAAGAGCGGCAGUGUCAGCACGGACAAAAGCAGCCAAAGGAUGAGCCUGGGGAGCAGUAGCGCCAGCACAAGAGUGUGGAACGUAAACCUGAUGAGCGUGGAAAGGAACACGAGCAAUACAACGAGCUCCUUCAGCAACAGCAACAGUGAAAAUAGCGGCCUGAUGAGUAAAAGUAGCAUUAACACAGACAGUAGCUUGGGAAGCCUGAAAACAAGUAACAGCAGCAGUAUCGGAAACAGUAUCGGAGGAAGCGAAGAGAUCGCGAGAGAAAAGGGUGGCAGAAAUUAUAGGAAAAUAAACGUAUAUAAAUCAUUCAAGAUGGGAGAAUCGAGUGAAAUCGUAGUGUACAGAAACGACAAGUCAAUAGUACUUUAUAACAAAACGGGCCAAAUAAGAGCAUUGCCAAUAUACGAUAUAGAAGUCCUGGAGAACGAAGAGGAGAGUGAUGGCAACACGUGCCCGUUCUGCGGAAGCAUACUUACCGGAGAAAAGUACAACUACAUCGCAAAAGCAUAUUUCUACCUGCUCCAAAACUCCUUUCAAAGCUACAACAACAUGACCCAGAAGCUGGUAGAAACGCACAUAAACGACAGCCCGAGUGGCGCCGACGAGAAGAUAAACACGGAAAAGGGCAGGGAGGAGCAUAUGGGCAGAGAAGCGAGGGAAACGAGGGACGACUUCGGCAACGCCUCCUUCAGUAACAGGACCGUGGAGCAGGAGAUAGUAGUCAACGAAAUCAUCGAGUUGCCCAAAAACAUACCAAAAUAUCUGCUAAUCACGGGCUACUACAAGCGGUUUUUCAUAGAAGGUCGGAAGUUAGGCUCCGGGUCCUACGGCCACGUCUACAACUGCACGCACAUAAUGGACCAACUGAAGCUGGGAGAGUACGCAGUAAAGAAGCUGCCAAUCGGAGACGAUAUGGAGUGGCUGAAGAAGGCAAUCAAGGAGAUAAAGAUAAGAGAAAACAUACGCCACAAGAACGUAGUCGACUACAACCACUCGUGGCUGGAAAUGUACAGAAUGAACGAGCUGUGCCCAUGGAUACCAUACCUCUUCAUACUCAUGGAAUACUGCAACGGAGGGAACCUGUACAACUAUAUACAGUCAAUAUACAAAGCACCAGAAUCGAAAGGGAAGGGAAAACGAUACGAGUACGAAGGGAAAGGGCCAGGAGAUGACACUGCGGCCGGUGAUUACGGCGAAGACGCGGGGUCGGCUCCCGGGGAGCACUCCGGCGGCGACUACCUGAGCGACGACGAGAUCAUGGUGCUCUUCGUGGACAUACUGAGCGGGCUGGACCACCUCCACAAGAACUUCAUCAUUCACAGGGACCUGAAGCCGUCGAACAUCCUGCUCAAGUUCGUCAACGGCUCCGCGAGCGCGAUCAUAUCGGACUUCGGAACGUGCGAAAUCUUCUCGCAGAAGUCCUCAAAGUCAGGCUUCACGGGCACCAUAGAGUACACGGCGCCUGAGUUGCUGGCGUCGACGCUGAGUCAAUCGCUGCACCCUGUUGGCAGGGACGCCCUUCCAGAGGCGCAGGAGGGCCGGGGGCCGUUGGCUGAGGACGCCACUGACUUGCCGACGAGGCAGGACAGUGUGAACCUUCCGGCUCUGGUGGAGAUGCCCUCGAGCAAGGCCAGCAAGGCGAGGUACAACAACAAGGUGGACCUGUGGAGCCUGGGAAUCGUGCUGUACUACAUGUCCUUCGGAAAGAUACCCUUCCGCUCCGACGACAUCGGGGAGUGCGUGAGGAUGAUAAUCGAAUGCGAAGUGGCAGUGCCAGCCUACCCGAAGAGGAGUAAAUUGAUAGAGAACCUGAUAUGCAAUCUGCUUUCAAAGAACAGUAACAGAAGAAUGGACUGUGACGACCUACUGAACGUAUAUGAAGUUAACAGAUAUCUGAUAAACAACGAGUACAACAAAAAGAUUAGAUACUCACUGCACCAGCGUUUCACAAACCACUGA